This is a messenger RNA of Cyanistes caeruleus (blue tit), 3904 nucleotides long. NCBI's taxonomy places the organism in Eukaryota, Metazoa, Chordata, Aves, Passeriformes, Paridae. The record is from RefSeq and is a predicted model, not a curated record.
AUGUGUCACUGCCAUUGCUGUUUUUCCAGUGAACCUGUUUUGCCACUGCUCUGCUACAUGAUAUUGAAAUCCUGAAAUCAUCAGAUGUGGUUCUCCCAUUACUGACAGCAUGGAAACAUUGAACCAGUCUGCAGAAGCUAUCAGAGAGAUUGUAAAGAUAAAAGAUCUUGCAGAUGCUCUAGAAGAAGGAGGUUGUGAUCUUGAAACUGUGAGAAACAUCAUUCAAGGAAGGCAAUUGCCUGCUGAUCUGAGGGCCAAAGUCUGGAAGAUUGCGCUUAAUGUUGUAGGAAAGGGGGACAGCCUAGCAUCCUGGGAUGGCUCCUUAGACCUACCUGAGCAGAGUAUAAUUCAUAAAGAUUGCCAAGAACUAAUUGACCAGUUGUCAGUGCCAGAAGAAGAGAAGUCAGUAUUAAUUUUGGAUUUGAUUGAGUCUGUUAUUACAUUUUAUUGUAAAUCACGCAAUGUUAAAUACAGUUCUUGCCUCGGCUGGAUACAUCUGCUCAAACCUCUGGUGCACCUUCAUUUGCCCCGCAGUGAUUUGUACAACUGCUUCUAUGCUAUCAUGAAUAAAUUCAUUCCAAGGGAUUGUUUUAUGAAGGGAAGACCCUUUCAUCUAUUUAGGCUGUUGCUUCAGUACCAUGAGCCUGAACUCUGCUCCUUUCUUGACACCAAGAAGAUGACUCCAGAUUCAUAUGCACUCAACUGGCUUGGAAGCCUCUUCUCAUACUACUGUUCAGCUGAAGUCACUCAGGCAAUAUGGGAUGGAUAUCUACAACAAGCAGAUCCAUUCUUUAUUUAUUUCUUAAUGUUGAUCAUCCUUGUCAAUGCAAAAGACGUUAUCUUAGCACAAGAAUCAGAUAAAGAAGAAAUGAUAAAAUCCUUAGAAACAUCACCAGCCAAUCUCGAUUUAGAGGAUAUAGAAGAUCUCUUCUCUUUGGCACAAUAUUACUGUAGCAAAACUCCAGCUUCUUUCAGGAAGGACAACCACAGUCUUUUUGGCAGCAGUUUGCUGGGCCUCAAAGAUGAUGACACAGACUUGAGCCAGGCUCUCUGUCUAGCAGUUUCUGUGUCCGAGAUUCUGCAAGCAAACCAGCAACAAGGAGAAGGAGUGAGAUUCUUUGUAGUGGAUUGUCGUCCUGCAGAGCAAUACAAUGCUGGGCAUUUAUCGACAGCAUUUCAUUUAGACUCAGAUUUGAUGCUUCAGAACCCAUCAGAAUUUGCACAGUCUGUAAAAUCCCUGUUAGAAGCACAAAAACAAUCUAUUGAGUCUGGCUCCAUAGCUGGUGGGGAACAUCUCUGCUUCAUGGGAAGUGGCAGGGAAGAAGAAGAUAUGUAUAUGAACAUGGUGUUAGCACAUUUCUUACAGAAAAAUAAGGAGUAUGUUAGCAUUGCCAAAGGAGGCUUUAUGGCCCUCCAACAGCACUUAGCAGAUAUCAAUGUGGAAGGACCAGAAAAUGGAUAUGGCCACUGGAUUGCAAGUACCUCAGGCUCACGAAAUAGCAUAAACUCUGUUGAUGGUGAUUCUCCAAAUGGUUCAGGUGAUGGAAAAGGAGUGAAGUCCCUAGUGAAUAAAAUGACGGUUGCUUUGAAGACUAAGUCUGUGAAUGUGAAAGAGAAAGUUAUCAGUUUUAUUGAAAAUACAUCUACUCCAGUGGACAGAAUACCUUUCAAUAUUUCCUGGCCAGACAGAGCAAGCAUGGAGCGACAUGUCAGCAGCAGUGACAGAGUUGGAAAACCCUACCGUGGUGUGAAGCCGGUAUUCAGCAUUGGAGAUGAAGAAGAAUAUGAUACUGAUGAAAUUGAUAGCUCCUCAAUGUCAGAUGAUGAUCGAAAAGAGGUUGUCAACAUCCAAACGUGGAUAAAUAAGCCUGAUGUGAAGUAUAACUUUCCAUGUAAUGAAGUAAAAGAAAAUGGACAUAUGUUUCCCAGUCAUCUCCUAGUCACAGCAACUCAUAUGUACUGUUUGAGGGAGAUUCCAUCAAGAAAGGGACUGGCUUACAUACAGUCUCGACAGGCACUCAACUCUGUAGUCAAAAUCACAUCCAAGAAGAAACAUCCAGAACUGAUCACCUUUAAGUAUGGAAAUAGCAAUACUUCAGGCAUAGAAAUUCUGGCAGUUGAAAGGUAUUUGAUUCCAAAUGCAGGUGAUGCUACCAAAGCCAUUAAACAACAGAUCAUGAAAGUAUUGGAUGCCUUGGAGAGUUAAUAACUAAAGACUUUGUAGAGACCAGUUUAUAAAGAAGAAGCAACCAAGAUACUGUAUGUGGACACAAGCUGACUGUUUCCCAACUGAAUACUAACUUAAGAGAAUUUUUCUGUUUGCUGGUGGGAGUGCCUGAGUAGCAGGCUUGAGAUAGGGUAAAUUAUUAUCCAUUUCUGAACAGGAUUUUUGUUUGGGUUAUUUUUAUUUUUUUAUUUUGUUAUUUGUUUUGUUUUGGAGAAGUGUUUAUUAUAAAGGUCAGUUUGUUUCAUUUUAAUGCAGCCUUGCUGGGAGUGAUCUGCAUCUUUGCAAGAGCAGAUGCAGCUGGGUUCAUGUUAAGUGUGUGUUAAAGGAAUGGGGGGACUGAGAUACAGAGGAGCAGUUGAAAACACAAUGGUUUUUAAAUUGUUAUCCCUUGCAAAUAAGAUGUCUCCAUUGCCUACAGUCUAGAAAUUUGAUUUUUCCUAGCUGGUAGUAUCAAAGAUUAAUUAAAAAUUUAGCUUUUUGAGCAGAGCAGAUAGAAAUCUUAAAAACACCAUUUUCACAUUAAAAAUGGUUAAGUCCAGUUUGGGCUGCAGAUAAAUGGAAAAAAUACAAGCAAUUUGUGAAAUUAAGGGUUUUUUAAAUGUCUUACCAGCUACUAGGCUAAAUAACUGGAAUUGGUGGUAAGGAUUAUUUUUAAAUACUGAUAUUACCUGUAGUUUUUACUACAGCAGUGUGAUUUUUUUUUUUUUAAUUAUGCAAAAUUUUACAUUUCAUAGGUCGAGGCUAUUUCCCGUGUAAAAAUGAGUGUGUGCACUGAAAUGCAUGUUUCAUGACAGAAUAUGAAAACAAGUUGCCUUGCUCCUCAGAAACAAAAUAUCUAAGAAAUUUAGGUGUUUAAAACCCUUCAGUUCAGCACAAAAGUGAGUACACCCUGACCAAAGGUGUGUUCAGCAAGAAGAUGAAUGCACACAAAACCAGGGAAGAAAUUCUAGUGCUGGCUGCCUUCAUUGAUUCAAGCAUUUGUAACAGCUUCUAAAUUAAUAAAUAUUUGGGAGAUGGCAACUUAUAUGAUUGUUCAUCAUAAGCUUUCCAUUUGUUCAAGAGUUGUUCUCUUGUUCAAAGCUCAGUACAGGAAUGUUCUUACAGACAAGGCAGAGCAUCUUUGUAGACUGAUGGUAAAUCACCAAAAACUAUAAAGAUAAUGGGGAUUAGUUUUGCUGCAUAAAAUCUUCUGAGUACUUGAAUCAAAGCCUAUGAUUUGGUACUUCAUCAGAAGGUAAAAUAAGUUAAACUGACCUUUAUAAAAAACAUUUAUUCUAAGUUAUUUUACUAGGAAUCAAGCUAGGGCACCUUAAUUCUUGAACUAAUUUUUUUUUUUUUCUUCUUAGUAUCUGAGUAAACACCAAUAGAACUUGAACUGUUGAGAAUAUUUGCAUGAAAUUGCACCUGGGCCAAUGCUCAUGUAUUUAUAGUUUUGCCCAGCAGCUGUUGUAUUACAUUUUCCUCUUCCUAAUCCCUCCUGAAAAUAUCCUCAAGAGUCUUUGACUCUGUGCCUACUUCAGCAACAAGAUUUUUUCAUGUAAAGAUGUUUGUGCUACUGUUUAUAAACUACAGUUGUAAAUAAACCAGUACAAUUUGAACAUAACUUGUUCUGUCAGAAGGCAUUUAGUUGCAUACUGUGUAAAUUCUCUGAAUCAAUUAAAAGUUUUUCCUAAAGGU